Lachancea thermotolerans CBS 6340 is the source of this 333-nucleotide messenger RNA. It is a transcript of the gene HRT1, whose product is annotated as SCF ubiquitin ligase complex subunit HRT1. Lineage: Eukaryota; Fungi; Ascomycota; Saccharomycetes; Saccharomycetales; Saccharomycetaceae. Gene Ontology annotation, cellular component: nucleus; cullin-RING ubiquitin ligase complex. The transcript has a single exon. Gene Ontology annotation, molecular function: zinc ion binding; ubiquitin protein ligase activity; cullin family protein binding. Gene Ontology annotation, biological process: protein ubiquitination; ubiquitin-dependent protein catabolic process. The coding region runs from base 1 to 333 and encodes 110 amino acids. The record is from RefSeq and is a predicted model, not a curated record.
AUGUCAGAGGAUAGGAUGGACCUGGACGAACCAGAUGUUGUGCAGUCAGAGCCUGUACCAAAGAAAAGAUUUGAAGUCAAGAAGUGGACGGCUGUUGCGUUUUGGUCGUGGGAUAUCGCAGUGGAGAACUGUGCUAUCUGCAGAAACCACAUUAUGGAGCCGUGCAUUCAGUGCCAACCCACCGCUAUGACAGACACUGAUAACGAGUGUGUAGCAGCUUGGGGUGCAUGCAACCAUGCCUUCCACCUACACUGCAUCAAUAAAUGGCUUCAAACCAGAAACGCUUGCCCGUUGGAUAACCAGACUUGGCAGUUUGCGAAAUACGGCAGGUGA